Molecule: messenger RNA, 408 nt
Organism: Cotesia congregata
Lineage: Eukaryota; Metazoa; Arthropoda; Insecta; Hymenoptera; Braconidae
Source: the annotation of a GenBank genome assembly
AUGGGUCGUUGUGCCGGUAUUGAGCGUAGCGUAAACGUAAUUCGUAUGUAUACAAACAUCAUACACAGCGUAACAGGUGCUGGAUAUUUUUGUACCUACACCAGUAGGUACUUCUUCGUAUCCUGCCCCUCUAUCUCCAUCUCCAGUCGACUACGACAGAGUAGACAGAGCAGCUGUGCACCAACACUCGGUACUCCAGCGCACCUCCAGAGAUUUAGUAUCCUACCUUUGGACUCUCCAAGCCGAAUUACCAACACUAAACAGCUCCAGGGAGUUGGAGCAGGCAUGCGCGCACCUACACUAGGAUCAAAUUCAGAAUCAGAGAGUGACAGUGAAGGUGAGAGGCUACAUGUUGAUGUUGACUGUCGAAUAAAACACCAGCACCAGCACUGGAGUCCAAUACAUUGA